Messenger RNA from Dermacentor albipictus, 5118 nucleotides. Its product is annotated as phospholipid-transporting ATPase ABCA3-like. Gene Ontology annotation, cellular component: membrane; intracellular membrane-bounded organelle. The record is from RefSeq and is a predicted model, not a curated record. Gene Ontology annotation, molecular function: ATP hydrolysis activity; ABC-type transporter activity; lipid carrier activity. Lineage: Eukaryota; Metazoa; Arthropoda; Arachnida; Ixodida; Ixodidae. Gene Ontology annotation, biological process: lipid transport; transmembrane transport.
CAAGAACGAAGAGAGACCCACCGGACCACUUCCUCACCACGUCUUCAAAAAACCGUCGGCAUCGCCCUCCUGCGACCUGGUCGAGCGCCGACCUUCGUCGUCACCUACAGCAGCGUGUCCGCAGAAGGUCCGCUGGAACGACGGACGCUCCUGUUCGAUGGCGCGCAACGUGGCGAUCUUCCUGUGGCGGACGCUGUACGUGCAGGCCGUACGUCGCCACUACAUCGCCACGGCGAUCGAGCUUUCGGCCGUGGCGGGCCUCUUUUACUUCCUGGGGGGCUUGCGGGAGCCGGCCAGGCGACUCGGCAGCGACUCGGGCGAGGUGGAAGCGCGCUGGGCCUUUGUCCCGCCCCGGGUGUCGCACAUUGUGUACGCGCCAAAGAGCGACUACAACGACGAGCUGAUGGCCGCCGUCCUGAGCCGACUGUUGGGGAACUCAGCGCGCGGUCUUCUGUCUGAAGAUAACGCGACAAAUACACUCGAGUCAGCAGUGGUCACCCUGAAAGACGCAGACGCCGUGGCUCUUAAGUGCCAGGAGCUCGUGAACGGCAGCGACGAUAGCAGCACCACCAAGCCGCUGUGCUUAGCCUUUCCCGCCACGGCGAGCGAUUCCGCCAGCCUCUCGCUAAGGCUCUACACUCCCGUUGAGAUUAUUUCGACAAUUAUGACGGAGUAUCACCUCGGUACUACCUUCACGCCUGAAUCGUUUUUCGAUGAAACGACUGCUUUUCUGUACAUAAUACAGCAGGAGCACUUAAAGCUAAAAAGUAAGGCAUUUCCAGAAGCAGAAAUGAAUUACACGCUUAUGAUUGACAACAUGCCCGGCUGGGUGUUUGCGGGGCAUGAAAAUAGUUAUGAAGGCUUCCUCCAACGUGCACUUUAUGUCGGAUUCCUAAUUCCUCUCAUCAGACGAAUGAACGCCAUACAGUACGAGUUUACGACCGGCACUGCGGAACACCAAGGUGUAAUGGGGCUCUCAGAUGCCGAGUUCUUCCUUGGCCACUUUCUAACGGCUCUGAUCAUCGGCCUCAUUGAAAUUGCCAUCGCUAUUCCAGUGUUUCUCAUAGAAGGAAAAGGAGCCCAUGGAAUGAACGCGGGUCUCGUGACCGUAUCGUGCGUCAUCUUUCAAAUUGGCUAUAGCCUGCUUAUCAUACUCAUCACGUGGGUGUUCCCUAAAGGUUGGCUGGCAUUCAUCAUUGCCGUACUUCUGAUGGAGGCCGCUCCUGCAUUUUUCUCAGACUCGGCCGACUCGGUGCCGUUGCCCGAAUAUUUCCUCCAAUCAAAGACGCAGAAGCUCCUAGCGAGUAUUCUGCCACACAGCGGCUUCUACUGUGUACUGAGGAUCAUCUGCAUUGCUCGAGACUAUGAAGAAGGAGCAACAUGGUCCCUUGUGACUAGGAGAGUGCUCGGCCUAGACAGCAUCACUAUUGCGGAAAUUUGGGCAACCAUGCUCACCUGCGACGUUGUCAUGGCGUUCUUAGCCUGGUACCUCUCGAAAGUUCUUCCCUGGAGCACCGAUAACCGGCAGCACCCAUUAUUCUGUCUUAAGCCCUCGUAUAGGAAGCCCGGAGGCGCUGGACCCACAGUAGAAACGAAAGACAAGCAAGACGCCUACCGAUUCGAGGAACUUCCGCCAGAAAACAAAACUGUCAUCGCCAUUGAUAAUCUGACCAAGGCUUAUGGUUACGUGCGAGCGUUGAAUGGCGUUGACACGAAAGUGUACGAGUCGAAAAUCACAGUACUUCUCGGGCACAAUGGAGCCGGGAAGACGACUCUGAUGAGCAUAUUGACAGGUAUGCAGGCCCCAACCAGUGGUAAUGCAACAGUCUGUGGCUACGACGUCGCGAAGCAGCGUUACCAGGUGCGUCAGCGGGUCAGCUUCUGUCAACAGACAGACAUCUUCUUUGAAGACAUGACUUGCACCGAGAAUCUCCAAUACUUUGGAUCGCUCAAGGGAGCACCGUACAAGAAGCUUAAAGAAUCCAUCCAGAAUACACUGCGUGUGGUCCAGCUCGAAAACAAGGCCGAAAACAUGCCGAAUGAGCUUUCUGGUGGCAUGAGGAGGAGGCUGAGUAUAGCCCUUACCCUUGUUUCUGAUCCAGAGCUCCUGAUUCUGGAUGAGCCAACGGCGGGCAUGGACCCGAAUACGAGGCGACGUAUCUGGGAUACCUUGCAGAAGAUAGCCACGAAAAAAACGUUGCUUCUGUCUUCCCAUGACAUGGAGGAGGCCGACGCCAUCGCCGACCAGAUAAUCAUCAUGGCUUCGGGUGUGGUCAUCGGCAGUGGAUCGACAGCCUUUCUCAAAAGAGCGUGCGGCGUUGGAUACAAGCUGACGUUUUCCAAGGUGCCGAAUGCGUUCAAUCUCGCUGACGUGAUGGACAUCGUCCGCAAGACCACGCCUGAUGCUCUCGUGGAUGACGACAAGCAGGAGCAAGUGUCCGUCGCGCUGGGCACCCUUGACCCCACGGAGUUCCCAGGGAUGUUCGAGGCGCUGGAAAGGUCCUUCAGAAAGCUCGGCAUUGCAAGCAUGGGAGUCACCGUUGCCACAAUGAAGGACGUUUACCUGAAGAUUAACCUUGGCUGGGCACCUGGAGGAAAAGCACGAGAAAGUGCAGUCGAAGGAAAAGACAUCGACGCUGUUUGCAAGCCCAUCACGAAAGAGCGCACGGGGCCGCGAUCCUUCGGCGCCCUGUUUUCCAAGCGGCUCCUGAGCCUCGUUCGCAGCUGGGACCUCUUCUUCAUCUUCUUCCUUCUGCCGCUCGCACUGUUGGCUCUGGACUCGUGGCGUUCGAACCCUCAGAGCCAGCUGCUGAAGUGGACCAGCGCGGCAACUUCCGCCGACGUCCCGAUUAAACUGGGCGCCCACUUCCCGGAGUCCGUGGUGGUGCUCGGCGAGUCGCCGGCCACCAACGUGAGCCAGAGACUGCGCGCGCUCGUCGAGUCCGAAGGCUGCAGCGUGCGCUCCACGAAGGACGUGAGGAAGCAGCUGCGCGAUUCCAUCGAGGGCGACUUGCACAGCUACAUCACCACGUACUCGAUGGCCGUGGCAUUCGACUCGAACGUCAUACGGAUGAUUCCCAACCCGACGAGUGACGUCACACUUCCCAUCGUCGUCAACCUGGUGGGCACGGCCUGGCUUCGCGCGCUCACGGCGCAGCCGACGGCGCAGUUCAACGUCACCGUCACUAUCCUGAAAUAUUCUCGUGUGCGGGCCGAAGUACUCGUCCUCGCUUCACGAUUCAUUGCUUGGUACUACUGGAUGCGCGUGCCGUCCCUGACCUACUCGCUGGGCUUCGCCGCGUACGGCUCGUUCCCGGUCGCCGAGCGCCUGAGCGGGGCUCGCGACGUCCAGCUCAUGACGGGCAUCCCGGGCCUCGAGUUCAUCUUCGCCCACUUCGCCUUCGACUUCCUCUACCACGUCUUCUUCAGCGUGUCGUGGUGCGCCGUCCACUACAGCUUCAGCCACUACUCGGCAGCCACAUUCGGCAUGUUAUUGUUGGUUUUUCUAUUUUUUGGGCCGCAAGCUAUUGGCCUUGGCUACUGCAUGGCGGAAUAUUCAGUGUCCUCAGGUGCAGCAGUCGUUUGGAUUUUCAUAGCCCUCUACAUUGGAGGUUGGGUGAGCACCACACUCGGCUUCCUUGUUUGGAUUUUUGUAACGAAAAGAACCGUGCACUACGUGUCCCUCCUCGCCCCUCCGUACGCAAUGUUGUCCGCGCUCGUCAAAGUGUGGAACGAGGAAGAAAAACAGCUACAGUGCAAGCUGCUGGAGAAGAAGAACAAGGUCAUCUUCAACAAAGAAGUCUUCGGGAUCGAUUGCAGCGGGGGUCUGCUGAACUUCAGCUACGAAGGAAUCGGCUACGAGCUGUUCGUCAUGAUAGCCGAGGGCCUGUUCUUUCUGGGCCUCAUGGUGUUCGCCACUUCCGGCGACUUCUGCCAAGAGACCCGCUUCGCGCCCCAGGAGUUUCCCGUCGACGCAGACGUGGAAGAGGAGAAGUCGCGGGUGAUCGUCGCUUGCCAGCAAAGAGACUUCGCCCGAAACUCGAUGCUGGCCUGGAGCCUGCACAAACACUUCGGCGCGUUGCACGCCGUCAGGGGCAUCUACGUGGCGCUCCGGCCCUCCGAGUGCUUCGGCCUCCUGGGCGUGAACGGCGCCGGCAAGACCACCACGUUCCAGAUGCUGGCCGCCCUGACGAGCGUCUCGCACGGCGACGCCUGGACAGCGACGGCCAACCUCAGCGAAGACGCCCGUGCCUGGCAGUCGCAGAUCAGCUACUGUUUCCAGAUGGGGGGCCUGCUAGACAGGCUGAACGCGUACGAGUAUCUCUACCUGCUGGGUCGGCUGAGAGGCAUCCCCGAAAGCGAGCUGAAGCCGAUGGUGGACGGCAUAAUAUCGGUCGUCGACCUCACGGAACACGCCUCCAAGGAGUCCGGGCGUUGCAGCGGAGGCAACCGCCGGAAGUUGUCCAUCGGUGCUGCGCUGCUGGGCAUGCAGCCGUUCGUGUUCCUCGACGAGCCGUACGCCGGCGUGGACGUGGUGUCCCGCAACAAAAUCUUCCGGGCCAUCGGCGAGAUCAAGAGGCGCUCGCGGACAACCUUCGUGCUCACGUCACACACCAUGGACGAGUGCGAGUUUUCUUGCGACCGGCUCACCAUCAUGGUCGGCGGUCAGAUGAUGUGCCUGGGCACGCUGCAGCACCUGCGGGAGAAGUUUGGCCAGGGCUACCGACUCGAGUUCCUGCUCAAGCACACCGCCGCGGCAGAUGCGCCCAGGCUGGACGAAGCUGUGCGACAGCUUUUCGCGGGAAUCGAACUCGACGAAUCCCACCAGAACCUGCUUGGCUAUCACCUGUCGGAGCGGAUUCCUUGGAGCGUGCUGUUCACCAAGGUGGCGCAGCUGCAGAAAAGCUUCCAACUCGAGCACGCUCUGGUCGGGGAGAAAACCCUCGAGGACAUCUUCUUGAUCUUCGCCAAAGGUGCAGCGCGGCCACACCUUCCGAGUGGUGCGCCACUGGGAGGCGGCUAUCUUGCACCACCACCAGGUCCAGCGUACUAGGCCCGACCGUGGCACCCGGAAGAUGCUUCGCAUGGGCGGCAAUAAAAGCCCUCUUCCACAUCAAA